AUGUCGCUCUGGCUUCUCCUCGCCGGUCUUUUUGCCUCUGGCUAUAGCCAGUUGCAAGAGCCUCUGCAAUUGACCAGGAACAAGGUUAUCGACGAUGCCCUGUAUUCCUAUGUCCUAAGUGAAAUGCAAGCAGGGAAGGCCGCUGGAGUGUCUCUGGCCAUAGUCUGGGCAAACGGGGAGGUCGAAUAUGAAACCUGGGGCAAACGCGAUGAGCAUGAAGUACCAGUGACGACCGAUGUGCGUCCAGACAUCCCUCUCGUUCGUUCUGACCAGUCUCCACAGACGAUGUUCAAUCUUGGCUCGUGCUCUAAGGCGUUCCUGUCGGCUUCGCUGGGCAUUCUAAUGGACGAUUUCUCCAACGGGGAGAAUGCGACCUCCUUGCCCGACAGGGUCUCCGAGUUCAACUGGAACAGCAAGUUGAUCGACCUUCUGCCCGGCGAAUGGGCCCUCGAAGACGAGUGGGCGACCAAUAACACUGACUUGAAGGAUUUGCUCUCUCAUCGAACUGGGGUACCAGCACACGAUGGCUCGUACUCUCCAUACGAAUCUCCGAGCGACAUCGUUGCUAAAUUGCGCCAUUUGCGCAGUUCGGAUGAGUUGAGGCAGCGGUAUCAGUACAACAACAUGAUGUAUGUCACUGGCGCGCACAUUGUGUCCAAAUACUCGGGACUGGACUAUCGCGACUUUGUUGAAGAGCGCAUCUUCAAGCCACUGGGGAUGAAGUCGUCGACGUUGUACCCUGACCGGGCAGCAGAAACCGGUCGUUUGACUCAGGCGUGGACUCCCCUGGCUGGUGGCCGCCGCAUUCCGUUCUUCAUGCCUGAGCACAGUGCUCCCCUUAUUGCUGGUGCGGGUGGUGUCCAGUCUACAACGGAAGACAUGGCGGCAUAUGUAAGGACCCUUCUGAACCAAGGCGUGGAUCCGCGCACCAACAAGACCAUUAUUCCCAAAUCGACAUUUGACCUCGCCACCUCCGCCAUCACGGUUGCAGUCGAAACCGGCACCGAGUCUACCUCCAUUAUGGGCUAUGGACUCGGCUGGGGGCGUCUUUCAUAUCGUGGGCAUGACGUGGUAACCCACAACGGCGGCGCUCCUGGGGUUGCGACUCGUGUCGAGUUCUACCCGCAAGACGGAGUCGGCAUUGUUGUCCUGAUCAACACUGCAGUCCAAGACACCCUGCGCAAUAUUUCGCGAAAGGUUAUGGAUCGCGUGCUCGGACUCCCUCCCCGCAAAAACAAUCCGACUACAAAAGACCCUCCUCAUCCACCGAAAGCUGUAGAAGUUGCGAAACCCAUGCUCGGAUUCGAGGGGUCAUAUGCCAACCCCGGCUAUGGCAAUUUCACCCUCUGCAGUCCUAUUUUCUCGGGCAGCUCAGCAUGCAAAGCUGUAGUCCACGACUUCCUUACCGUCGACAUCCCCAGCGGGAAGUUUCCCCGCUGA
Molecule: messenger RNA, 1440 nt
Organism: Mycena indigotica
Lineage: Eukaryota; Fungi; Basidiomycota; Agaricomycetes; Agaricales; Mycenaceae
Product: Beta-lactamase domain-containing protein
Exons: 5
Coding region: 1-1440 (479 amino acids)
Source: RefSeq, a predicted model, not a curated record